Messenger RNA from Schistosoma haematobium, 1721 nucleotides. RefSeq lists its product as uncharacterized. The record is from RefSeq and is a predicted model, not a curated record. Gene Ontology annotation, cellular component: cytoplasm. The transcript is spliced from 5 exons. Lineage: Eukaryota; Metazoa; Platyhelminthes; Trematoda; Strigeidida; Schistosomatidae. Gene Ontology annotation, molecular function: phosphatase activity. Bases 973 to 1383 code for a protein of 136 amino acids.
CCUAACAGUCUGUUAAAUGUACCCAGAUGCUUGAUUAUGGUCAGUUGUGAGUAAAUCACAAUAGCUGACACUUUAUUUUCCAAGGGUUGAAUGUCUUGACCAUCAAUGGUAUCCUCAAGAACAAUUUCCAAGUGUCUACAAUAUGUAAAGACCUCUGAAGACAGACGAAUUGCUUGAAACUUUGCAUCGUGCCUCCAAAACCGAAAGAUGUGAUGACAGCAGUCUUAUGCAUACUAUGCGUAGCUAUUUGGAUUUGAAUGUGUGGCUUAAAAAAUGCUACCUUUGAACAGACAGUCAUACCUUUCAAGGUAGCUGUCCGGUUUUACAUUUGGUGUGACGUAUAGAGAUCUGAACGCCGGAAUUUUUUUGAGCGACUAUAUGCAAAGAAACCAUUCGGUUCAUACGAGGUGUUGGAUAGUGAAUUAGUACAGCGAGUUUUCAAGAAUGGCCAAGGUCGCUUCUUCAGUUCUGCGCUUCUGUGAUACUUUCCUUUUUGACUGUGAUGGUGAGGGUUGUCAAUUUCUUGAUGUUUAAGGUGUUAUCUGGAAUUCUAACGUCCUUAUUCCAUCGGCUCAAGCACUUAUACAAUAUUUGUUCGACCGCAAAAAGAAUGUUUUUUUAAUUACGAAUAAUAGCAGAAGAUCUGUAAAAGAAUACGUCUCCAAAUGUAAUGGCUUGGGACUCCCAGUAUCGGAAAGAAAUAUAAUAUGUACGGCUCGUGUUGCUGCUUGUUUUCUUCGAGAAAAAAUAUCAGACGGGGAGGUGUAUGUGGUUGGUGAAAGCGGAAUCAGCACUGAAUUAAAUGAAUCUGGAGUAUCUCACUUUGGAAUCGGACCUGACUUCCCAGCCGACUCGUCUAAUCCUCUUCAUGGAGUAGAAUUAAGACCAAACGUAAGACUAGUUAGUUAUGUUAUACCUUAGGUGAAAGCCGUUGUUGUAGGCUUUGAUAGUCACUUUAAUUACAGGAAACUGAUGCGAGGAACUGCCUACAUAAAUAAUGGGGCUUAUUUCUACGCUACGAACGAAGAUGCACAACUACCGGGUGGCAAUAUUGUCUUCCCAGGUACUGGAUCUAUCGUAUCAGCUUUCAAAGUUGCUUCAGGAAAGGAGCCUGUUGUAUUUGGAAAACCACAUAAACCUAUGUUUGAUCUACUCUGCCAAUAUUGCGAAUUGGACCCUUCAAAAACUGUGAUGGUUGGAGAUAACUUAUAUACUGAUAUCGCAUUUGGGAAUAAAUUUGGUUUGCAUACAGUAUGCGUCCUGACGGGUGUCACUAAUCAAGCGUUAAUUGAUAAAGUAAACUGUUCACCAGAAGAUGAACUUUUUCGACCAAAAUAUGUUUUGCAAUCCGUUACAGAUAUUUUAAAUAUUUUAAAAGAAUAAAUCAACUGUUCUUACCCUCUUGUUUACUCCUAAAAUAUUUCUCCUUAGUUCGUAUGUAUUUUCAUGUACCAGUGAUCAUCUUCUAAUUAGCUUACUCAGAUUUUGUGAUUUACAUUGUUCACUCAUUAUGUUCUUAGGCCCUUCUUUAUAUUUAUAUAAAAUAAGUGCUUGUAAACAUGGAAUUGAGUCUUAACAAGACACUUUUAUAUGGCUAUAUAAAUUAUUGUCACUUUUCUAAACUGAUAUACUGUUUUUUUCUGGCAGUGAUUGUUUACAGUAACAGGUUUAUUUCGUUCAAUCAGGGUGUGGUUAUAAACAAGUAUAGAAUUGUAUGACUA